AAACGCGCCCUUAUUUUCUCUCGACCCAAGGUUGGCGGGAGUUUCCUAUUCAAUAAUUUCCAAUAUUCCAAUUUCCAAACCCCAGUCGAAGAUCUCUUCAGCAGAACCCUAAGAUGCGUCGGAAAGAAGAGGCGAGCCAGCAGCAGCAGCUGAACGCGGCGAAGAGGGCGUACAAUGCCGCCGAGGCGGAGGGGCACCGGCAGGAGGAGGCGCGUUGGGCCAACGUCAUCGGAGACAUACUCAAAAACCGCGGCGAGUACAUCGAGGCUAUCAAGUGGCUGCUCAAGGACUACGAAAUUUCUCAGAGGCUACCGGAUAAGCAGCUUCUCCCCACGUGUCAGUCCCUCGGCGAAGUUUACCUCCGCCUCCACAGAUUCCGUGAUGCCCUAAUUUAUCAGAAGAAGCAUUUGGAGCUUGCCAAAAACGAGAAGGACCUCGUCGAGGAACAGAGAGCUAAUACUCAGCUCGGGCGAACUUACCAUGAAAUGUUUUUGAAGUCCGAUGAUGACCAUUGCUCGGUUCGAAGCGCCAAGAAGUAUUUCAAGCAGGCCAUGAAUCUUGCACGGACCGUAAAAGAGUAUCCACCUUCUCAUAAAGUUUCUUUUAUUAAGGAGUAUGUUGAUGCUUACAAUAACCUCGGGAUGCUCGAAAUAGAUCUUGAUAAUUUGGAAGAAGCGGAGAAGAUUCUCACUAUAGGGUUAAAGAUUUGCGAUGAAGAAGAGGUCGACGAAAACGACGAUACACGUAGUAGGCUCCAUCAUAACCUUGGAAAUGUUUACUUGGAGCUGAGGAAAUGGGAAAAAGCCAACGAACACAUACGAAAGGAUAUCCAUAUUUGCAAGCAAAUCGGUCACCGUCAAGGAGAGGCGAAAGGGUAUAUUAAUCUUGGCGAGCUGCACUACAUAAAUCAGAAAUACGACGAAGCUAUUGCAUCCUACCAAAAGGCAUUUGAUCUGGCAAAAUCAUUGGAAGACGAGUCUGCAUUAUCAGAUCAAAUUGGUGCUAAUAUUAAAACUGCAAAGGAAGCGGUUGUAGUGAUGAAUGAACUGAAAAAGGAAGAGCAGAACCAUAAGAAGCUUGAAAGGAACACGGAAAUGGCUAGAGGCACAGAAAGUGAAAGGAAUUGUCUGUUGAAACAGAAUGCAUCGCUUGAUUGCCUUGUCGAGAAAUCAAGGCUGAUUUUUGCAUGGCUAAAACUUAAAGAUUAUGGAAAAAAGAAGAAGAGGAUAGCAACUGAACUUUGUGAUAAAGAAAAGUUGAGCGACUCUUUUCUAUUCAUUGGAGAGGCAUACCAGAAGCUACGGAGAUUUGACAAAGCCCUUAAAUGGUACAAGAAGUGCUUAGAAACCUACAGUUUGAUUGGACACUUGGAGGGCCAAGCAAUGGCAAAGAUUAAUAUUGGAGACAUUUUGGACUCGAUAGGGGAUUGGGCAGGUGCUUUAAAUGCUUUUAAAGAGGGGUACAUGAUUGCGGUUAAUGGAAACCUGACUUCCUUGCAGCUUUCUGCUCUAGAAAAUAUGCACUACAGUUACAUGAUUCGCUUUGAUGAAGUUGACGAGGCCAGGAGGACAAAAUCGUUAAUAGAUGAAUUAAAGCAAUCGCAAAAUGCAAAGCUCAAGCCUGAAGGUAAUUUAGGGAACUGCUGUUCUGAGACUAAAACAGAGUUGGAUAACCUAUCAGCAGAUGAAAGAUCGGACGGUAGCUUUUCAUCAAAGAAAUAUAAACCAAAUCCAUUGGGAUUAAAAGAACCUAGUGAUAGUGAUGAUGAGUUGAAUGAAAACAUACCACUGGUAUCGCUACUUCGAUCUAAUAAAAAUACGGCAAAGCAGAGAACUGCGUGCCAAAUAGCACCGAAUGCUUGUUCCAAACCAUCUCUAUCUCCUAUAAAGAGCAUAUCCAGAUCCACUGGUAGUUGUACAGUUAACCGUAAGCGUGGACGAAUUAUCCUUUCUGAUGAUGAUAGUGAAAAUGAAGAGGAACUUUCCUCUAGAAGAAUGGUUCAUAACGGUCCAAGGGAAGGCAUUGCAACUUCUGAUGAAUUAAGCAGAAAAUAUGCCAGUAGUCCAGUACAUGAAGUCCAGGAUGCUUCACCUGUUGCCUCGAAAUGUACACUCGCUGCUUGCUCUCUCAAUCUUGAGAAUAGUGCAUGUUCAUACAAAUCAAGGAGUUCUAAAUUAGGCUUGCACGACGGUACAGAUUAUAGAGUUACAGAUACACAUGAAGCUGUGGGUAAUUCUAACAGUAUCUAUGCUGGCUCGUGCCACCUAUUUCCAGAAGCAUGUUGUGAUGAAGCUUGCCAACAUAUAAUUUUCAAAAUUGAUGAAGAACUGGUGCGUAUGGACCUAAGUUUAUGUGGUGUUGGUGAUAAACUAGACAUAGAACAGAUGAAGGUUGAGUUGGCAUGCCUGUAUUAUUUACAACUCCCCAGAGAAAAGAGAUCGAGAGGUAGGCAUAAACUGUUGUUUCUUGAAUUGGUUUUUCCUCCUCUUGAGCCGCUAAUAUUAGUGAUGUCAGCAGGAUUGGUGCCAGUCAUUCAACACAUGAAGUACGAUGGGAGAAUUCUUGAAUCUAUUGAAACAUUAAAUAGCUUAAGAGACAAUGCACCAGGAAAUGGCCGGGUUGAGGUUUCCGUUAGUGUGAUGGUGACAAAACAUGUCAUGAAACUCUACAUUGACUGCUGUGAGGAGCUAUCUGAAUCACCAAAUUCGGAAGUUGUCCGGAAAUUGUAUAACUUGGACGUCUCGGAGGAUGAAAUUGUAGUGUCUGAUUGUCAACUAAGAGAUGUAUCGGUAGCACCUUUGUUGAAAGCUCUACAACUGCACAAAACACUUGCUCUCUUGGACCUUUCUCAUAACCUAUUAGGAAAUGGUACCGUCGAAAAACUCAAACAAGUAUUCAUAUCAUCAGGACAAAGUUAUGGUGGUCUGGUUCUAAAUUUGCACAGUAACCGACUUGGUCCAGCUGCUUUAUUUCAGAUUUGUGAAUGCCCAGUACUCUAUGCUCGAUUGGAAGUUCUCAACAUCUCUGGAAACUGUUUGACUGAUGCCUGUGCAUCUUACCUGUCAACUAUCCUUCGAACUUGCAAAGCUCUUUAUAGUUUGGACAUAGAGAAUUGUUCAAUCACUUCAAGAACAAUUCAGAAGGUUGCUGAUUCACUGGAUUCGGAUUCUGUACUAACACAUCUUUGUAUAGGACGCAAUCACCCUGUAUCUGGAAAUGCAUUGAUUAAUCUUUUCCUCAAGCUUGCCACUCUAAACCGGUUUCAAGAGCUUAAUCUAACUGGGAUAAAGCUAAGCAAACCUGUGGUUGAUAGCCUUUGCCAACUUGCCAAAGACUGUUGCUUGUCCGGAUUGCUGCUUGGAAAUACUAAUAUUGGAACUGAAGGUGCAAUACAGUUGAUUAAACCAUUAUCAAAGGAUACAGGGGAAUUGGUCAGGCUUGAUCUAUCAUUCUGCGGACUUACUAGCGAUUACAUUGUUAGGCUCAGAGAUGAAGCUCCUCUGAUUAGUGGAAUUCUCGAGUUGAAUCUUGGUGGAAAUCCAAUCAUGAAAGAGGGUUGCAUGGAAUUGGCAUCUUUACUCAACAACUCUCUAUGUUGUUUAAGAAUUCUGGUCAUCUGCAAAUGCGAACUCGGUUUUGCUGGUGUCGUCGGCAUACUUCAAGCACUAUCCAAGAAUUGCUCACUCGAAGAACUCAACCUGUCGGAAAAUAUUGGUCCAGACGAAACUAAAUCUCUAACACACGACUUAGAAUUGAUUGACGAAACCUCAAACCCUUUGUUGAAUGCUCUAGACACAAACGAGAACGAGCUUGAGGUUGCUGAUAGUGAAGAUGAGGUGGCAGAGGCAGAAGCUACAAAAAUAUCUGGUUUGGAAGAUUGUCACAUUUACACAUCCCAAAAAAAGACUAUUUUAGAAUGCCAGCCCAUGCAAGAGCUUUCUGCUUCGAUUAAAAUAGCAGGGAACUUAAAACUAUUGGAUCUUAGCGGUAACGGGUUCUCUGCGGAAAUUACAGAGAUGUUAUUUUCUGCAUGGUCCUCGGGUGAUAGGGCUGAUGUGGCUCAGAGACAUGUCGACGGAAACACGCUUCAUUUUUCGGCGCGAGGAGGAAACAAGUGCUGUGGAGUUAAGUCAUGCUGCAGAAAGAUUUGAGUGAGUUGUGUUUUCUCUCUCAUGAAAUAAUUUACGAGAAGCUCUACCAAACGAUGUAAUGAUCGCUUGAAUAUUGGACCAGAGAUGAAGGUUUUGUAAUUAAGUUAGUGAAGAUGAGAGUUGAAUGUAAUUUACAAUGCCUGGUUUUAUAAAUCAUGAAUAUUGCAUUGCCACCCUUUGUAUGGUUGGUUUCGUUUCAUCGUGUUGAAUGACCAUCUCAAUCAAAAACUUAAGCUAUUAGUGAAAUGUAUCAUUGAAUAUUAAUAUC
This is a messenger RNA of Erythranthe guttata (spotted monkey flower), 4419 nucleotides long. The record is from RefSeq and is a predicted model, not a curated record. Lineage: Eukaryota; Viridiplantae; Streptophyta; Magnoliopsida; Lamiales; Phrymaceae.